AUGAUCCUUCGAGCAUGUAAGCUGCAGAACGCUAUCGAUAUGACGGUCAGAUUUGGGACAUCAGCUAAGAUCUUACCGUGGGUAAAGAUAAACAUCGAUGAAAGAGUCUUUCUUCCCAAGAUUAGGUUUUGGUUAUUCGCUAUUACAGGCGUUUUCUUCCUCGUUGCCGAAGUUUGGGUUGGGAGCAUGGAGGGGCAGUCUAUACGGCCGGGAUCAGCUUACCGGGCGAAUGUGAGAGCAAAACCCAAGGUUCGCAAAAAUCCUAGGCGUUCUCGAGCUCAAGCUCUCCUUGAACGACGUCUCGAAUUUCUUGGUAAUGUAAUCCUGGGAAGUCCCACCCUCCCAAUAUUGAUACGAUCAGUAAUGGAAAAUGCACAAGCAAUCUCAACCGUACAUUUCAUCCUGCCUGACUUGGAGGUUCCCUCUUUUGGUCCGGGCGUGGAUGGACCAGCCUUUCAGCUCCUAGCUACUCCCUCAAUUCAUUUGUGCUGUUCGUGCAGUGACGUAUUGGCGAUGGCAGCAAAGGAUGGAACGAGGUUUAAGCUGACCAUUCCACCGCCGUUGCGACCGUGGAGAGUGUAUCUCUCUAUCUUGGAGGUUCUGGUACCCCGAAAAUCCCAGGCCUUCGUGGCUUCUUCUGCAUUUCCUUCAAACCCUUCAAAUCAGCGACCUUCCUUACAAUUAGGGCGACCGCGCAUACACGCGCUAGCUGACUCUACGCCGUGGGGAAAAGUGAAUGCAUGGGUCAUGUGGGGCUUCUACUUCUAUGUACCCCGCAAACUUGUUUUACCUUUCAGUUGGAAAUUAGAGAGAAAUUCGGAUAUCUUGGGCCCGUGA
This is a messenger RNA of Lindgomyces ingoldianus, 837 nucleotides long. RefSeq lists its product as uncharacterized. Lineage: Eukaryota; Fungi; Ascomycota; Dothideomycetes; Pleosporales; Lindgomycetaceae. The transcript has 10 exons. The record is from RefSeq and is a predicted model, not a curated record. Bases 1 to 837 code for a protein of 278 amino acids.